Molecule: messenger RNA, 3914 nt
Organism: Anastrepha ludens (Mexican fruit fly)
Lineage: Eukaryota; Metazoa; Arthropoda; Insecta; Diptera; Tephritidae
Gene: koi
Product: klaroid protein
Exons: 8
Coding region: 339-3632 (1097 amino acids)
Biological process (GO): nuclear envelope organization
Cellular component (GO): nuclear envelope; meiotic nuclear membrane microtubule tethering complex
Molecular function (GO): protein-membrane adaptor activity
Source: RefSeq, a predicted model, not a curated record
UUAUUGGCCGUCGAUACCUAUUAUUGUGCAUAUUUGUACGCGGAAUAAUUUUGUGUCAAAUCGGAAAAAGUUUAUGUGGACAUUCUUAUUUGAUGUGUUACAAUAUUAAGAACUCCGGUGCAUGAGUAACAAUUUCAUACAAGCACUGUUUAAAUUACUAGUGAAUAAAUCUGAACAUGAAAUAUUAAUUCUUAACUAUAUAUGAUUAAAGUGCGUAGAUAUUAAAUUAAUACUCAGGAUUACAUGUAAAGUUAAAAAAAGACGUUUAAAAACGCAACUACUGAAAAAAGUCUAAACAAAUACAAAACUACCUACAUAGAGCAUUUGCAAUCGGUAUAAUGAGUGAUUAUCAAAUAGAGACGCGUCGACGUUCGCGCUCAAAAACACCCUUCCUUCGCUCUAGUUGCGAUCACGAAAAUUGCGAAUUUGCCGGCGAGGAGGGCCACUCACAUCAUCACCAUCAGAAGAAGAAGGCGCCCAAUGUGCAAACUAUUGUUGAGGAAACCGUUGAGGUGACUUCAUCUAUUUCACCAACAAAACAAACCCAGAAGGCAAAAACAUCUGAUUAUUCCAGUGAAGAUACCAGUCCGGAGAGUAAAUCGAAAAAGAUCCCAACCAAAAUCAGUGAAGAAUCAUCACAGAAAUCUAAACAAAUGUCGUCCUCAGUAAAUAGGACCACCACCACCACCACAACCAACACAUCGGUGAUCACAAAGAGUAAACGCGCCGCUGCAACUUCCACCCCAAAGGCUAUACAAAACUACUUACUAGAAAGUUUUGCUUCACAAUUCACUGGCGGAGCCGGCUCCCAUAGUGCAGAACAGCGCUUCAAGGAAAUCAGACAGAAUGCGCUGAACACAGAAUUUGAACGUUCGCAGCGCUCAGCGGUUGCUGCGGGGAUGAGCAGCAAUAAUAGCAGCGCCAGUAAAUCAUAUAGUCACAUAUUGAACAACUCUAAUGGAGACCUUAGCGAUCACAUUGCAUAUCAGGAAUACAAACGUGCCGGCGAGUACUGGAAUACCACACCAAAAACGGAUUACACCUACUCGGAGCACUCGUCGUUUCGACGUGAAUUGGCGCCCGGCAUUGUGGCCAUGCCCAACAUGUCGCGCUAUGGUCUGAAAAAUCACAGUGAUCGCAUCAACUACAUGAUUGAACGUGAUCCUGCACAAGAGGAAUUUAUACGCCGACGUUAUGAAUCGUCGCGGUAUGCACAAAACCGCAAAGCUACUGAGAAGCUUACCUAUGACUCUGGUGAUGAACUAGAUUACCAACUCGAUAGCUACCGUAAACGGCAAUAUAAUAGAUAUUUGCUAGAGAAUCAAGAAUCAUGGUAUAUGCGUAUAAUUACAACAAUCAUAACCACAAUCACCAGCGCGUGGACGAUAUUGAGUGGUGGAGGUGGUGUCGGUGGCGGUGGAGGAAUGGCCACAGGUUAUGACAGUUCAUCAUUCUACCGAACAAAACACGGGCAAGUGAAGCGAGGUUUCUUCGGCUCCAUUGCACAUGGCAUAUCAGCAUCCAUAUCUCGGUUCUUUCGUUAUGUUUAUCUAUUAAUUUCAUCUGUGCUAUGUUUGGAUACUUGGCUGCUUCAAUCAUCCAAUGCCGACGGUAAAGGCAAAAAACGUUUUCUGCUGCUUCUGUUGGUCUUAUUGCCAUUGUUGCUAUUGAGUGCGUGGUGGUUGCUCGGCCAGGAAGAGCGUACCUACUUACUUCAGCGUACGGAAGCAUUUGUGCCUCUUUCGAUGCUCGUUGGUUGGCAGAGUGCACUCUAUGCCAUUGGCAGCUCUUUUAAAGGUUACUUGCUACAGUUGCCUGAUAACGUGAAGAGCUCAGUCAGUCAGUAUUACACCAGUUAUGUAGGUGGGGCUGAAAGUGGUGGCGGUGAUGCGCAUCUGCAUAUUCACAAUAUCGAGCAACGUCUGCAAAAGGCUCUCACAACCGAGGAGUACGAAAAUAUAUUAAACCAUGUUAAUAGUUAUGUACAACAACUGAUCGAUUUGAAGUUGGCGAAACAGCAGAGAGAGCAGUCGGCACAAGUAGAGCAACUGAGUCAGGCACAGAUACAGUUGAUUGUCCAGCUGAUGCGAGAGAAUUUGGAGCGUUUGUCAUUGGAGAAGCAACAGGGAAGUGACGACGUAAAAUUGGCUACGUUGAGUGAGGGAGAGGUGCUGCGACUGGCUGAAUUGGUGAGUGUACAGUUGGAAGCGAAAGGUUGGCUGGAUCGGCCGGUGUCACUUUCCGGCGAAAAUUUGAGAGAAAUAAAACGCUUAAUUACUGAGCAAAUGGAAAUGCAGGAGCACAAGCAUUACGCGCUAUUGCUGGAGCGCAUUGAUUUGGAUGCAUUAUUGGCGCGAAUUUUAAGUGCGUCGCAGUUUGGCAAGUAUGUAGAUGCGCGCAUCGCCACGGCGUUCGAGAGCAAACAAUGGCAAGCAGUAGUGACGAAGAAGUUACGCGAGGGUUCUGGUAACGGCGAAACCCAUAGCCAUCAACAGCGGUUGAUCGAUGAGUUGAACAACGAGAUCGCUUUCAUCAAGCUUGCACUCUCCGAUAAGUUGAAUGAGAAUGAGGGGUUGCAUCAAUCGAUAAGUAAAUUGAAGGUGACGCAGGAUGAUUUGCUGAAACGUAUGCAGGAGCAUGAACUAGCAACAGAUCAGCGUUUUAGUGGCUUACUGGUAGAUAUUGAAAGUAAGCUGGCUGCGCUUAAGGAUGAUCACUUCAAGUUGCUCAAUCAGCAAAUUAAGUUGUCGCUGGUGGAAAUACUGGGCUUUAAAGAUAAGACAUUUGCGGGCGCUAAUUUGGAAGAUAUCGAUUUGCAGAAUUGGGUGCGUAGCAUGUUCGUCGCCAAAGAUUAUCUUGAAGAGCGUUUGCUGGCGCUCAAUAAGGGCACCGACAACAAAAUACGCGAUGAAAUCGAUCGUUCCGGUAUGCUGCUGAUGCGCGAUAUUAGCGAACGUUUAAAGCAUGAAAUACUCAUUGCCGUUGAGGCAAAGCAUAAUGAAAGUGUAGCGGCGUUAAAUGGGCAAAUCCAUACAGCGUUGUCCGAGGAGGAAGUGCAUAAAAUUGUGAAAUCGGUGCUGGCUAUCUACGAUGCAGACAAAACGGGUUUGGUAGACUUUGCGUUAGAGUCUGCUGGUGGACAAAUACUUUCGACGCGCUGCACUGAAAACUAUCAGACUAAAUCGGCGCAAAUAUCCAUAUUCGGUAUACCGCUCUGGUAUCCAACUAAUACGCCACGCAUAGCCAUUUCGCCGCACGUACAACCCGGGGAAUGCUGGGCAUUUCAAGGCUUUCCGGGAUUCUUGGUUUUGAAACUCAAUUCAAUGGUAUAUGUUACCGGUUUUACUUUGGAACAUAUACCGCGUUCGCUUUCGCCAAAUGGACGCAUUGAUUCAGCGCCAAGAAAUUUCACAGUUUGGGGUCUCGAGCACGAGAAGGACUACGAACCGGUGCUCUUCGGUGAGUUUGAAUACGUGGAUAAUGACGCCUCACUGCAAUACUUCCCAGUGAAAAAUAAAGAUAUCAAGCGGCCAUAUGAAAUCGUGGAGCUGCGUAUCGAAUCUAAUCACGGCCAUGCGCAGUACACGUGUCUCUAUCGUUUUCGCGUACAUGGCAAACCGCCGGCAGUGUAAAUCAAGAGGCCACAAAACUACGCAAAGUGUUUAGUUUAUAUUUAUGCAUAUAUAGUUUAUUGUAAAAAACGGCUAUUGUAAAAAGUUAAACCCUAUUAUAGGUUAAGGUAAGUACUUACAAUUGCAAACUAUUUAAUGUAAACUUUGUGCCUUAGAGUAAUGCAGAUGUACCACAGAAAGAGCACACAGUUGACAGUUUGGAAUUGAAGGCUUUAAGUAACAUCAAAAACGUAUGUUAGUUAUAAGUUACUAACAAACAAUAUAUUUUAUUAAUAUCAUAUU